AAUAUAACAAAUAGCUUGAGUGUAGGCAAAUAUUUAAAAUAAAGUUAAUGACUGACCAGUUCAGUCUAAGCUGCCUGAUCUCCGGCUGCAUGUCAUCAGUUCUGCUGUCGGACGUUGGGGUGAGAGGAAGAUGAAGAGUCUGCUAGCCUUGCUGUUCUGUAUAGGAGCCUUGGUGGCCUCUACUGCUGCACAGCUGCUUUAUGAACAGCUUCCCAAACAACACAGAAGAGCCAUUGACCGCACUGUGGAGGACUUCAAUUCAAAUCAGAGAAAAGCUUUCCGUUUCUACAAACUCAUUGAUCCUGUAAAAGAAACAGAGCUGCCCUUUGACCGUUCCUAUCUUAACCUCCACUUCAUUUUGAAAGAAACAGGAUGUUUACAGAAGAGUGUAAAGAAUCUACACCAAUGUAGAUUCCUUAAUAGCAAGCCACGAAUGGACUGCGUUGGAUGCUUCAUCGCAGGAAGUGACCAUUUUGAAGAAGAAUUUAUUGAUUGUGUUCAAAGAAACCAAGUCACAGAGGAGAUACAGAAUAAAAGAGCUGAGGAAUGUGACAAGUUGCACCCAUAUCAUCUUGGUGGAAGUAUACCGUUGGCCUCAACACAAAGAGGCUGAGAGAUAAGGAGGCAGGGCUACGAGCUGAAGACUGAAUGUAAAGAAACUCUGUAAAAUGUGGUAGAGAACAAGAAUGAUACCAAUUGCAGCAUUGUGCUGUACCUGUUAUCAGAUAACUGUGCUGAUGUAUAAAUAGCAUUGCAAAAUGUACACAAAGAUGAAAAUAAACAACAAUAGCAACAACAA
Acipenser ruthenus (sterlet) is the source of this 799-nucleotide messenger RNA. Its product is annotated as cathelicidin-related peptide Oh-Cath-like. The record is from RefSeq and is a predicted model, not a curated record. NCBI's taxonomy places the organism in Eukaryota, Metazoa, Chordata, Actinopteri, Acipenseriformes, Acipenseridae. Gene Ontology annotation, molecular function: signaling receptor binding. The coding region runs from base 131 to 613 and encodes 160 amino acids. Gene Ontology annotation, biological process: inflammatory response; regulation of lipid catabolic process. The transcript is spliced from 4 exons.